Symbiodinium necroappetens is the source of this 252-nucleotide messenger RNA. NCBI's taxonomy places the organism in Eukaryota, Dinophyceae, Suessiales, Symbiodiniaceae. The record is from the annotation of a GenBank genome assembly.
AUGGAUGGCCCAUCAGAUCGUUGGGUUCUUUGUGUUUGCAUCCUCCUGCUGCUGCACAUCCGAAGCAUCGAUGCCAGCUUCGCCCCAUUGGCUGCAAGAAAAUGGCGGGCUUACCGGUUCGGGGAGUUCUUUGCUGGUGAGGCUAAUGUGACACGUUCUAUGAAGUUGUCGGGCUUUCCAUCUUUCAAGAUGGACCUUUCUUAUGGUGGCUUGCGAUAUAACGACAUGUGCACGGCCAGCGGCUUUGCGUAG